AUGGACAGGGACCUGAGUGAAGAUGACAGUAAGUACAAGCCGGUGAUGGGGGGUGUGGUUGACCUCAGCUUUGAGGCUGAGAGUCCUCUGGCACCCCCCGCUGAGCUUCUGGAGAGACUGCCCAGCUAUGACUGGCUUCUUCAAGGGGGUGGACAGCAGAUAUUUUUCCCACCUUUGGAGGCCCCAGGGAGAUCCCAGGAACAAAGGUCCUGGUCCUCUUUCCUGGAACACAGGGUCCCCAUGGUGACUGAGGAGGUGGCUCGUGAAGCCCUCCUCAGCUUCGUGAACUCCAAAUGCUGCUAUGGCAGAGAAGCCGCAGGUGACCUCAUUAUCCAGGAGCUAAAGCAGCAGACCCUCUGCAGGUAUCGACUGGAGACCUUUAGUGAGUCCAGGAUAAGUGAGUGGACAUUUGAACCCUUUACUAAUCACUCGGUAGAUGGACCACACAGAGGGGCCUCUCCCAGACUUUGGGACAUCAAGGUACAGGUACCCCCGAUGUUUCAGGAAGACAUCAAGAAGUUCCAAGUCCCUCACUCUGCAUUGGUCAAGGAAUGCCACAAAUGCCAUGGGCGUGGGCGAUACAAGUGCAGUGGCUGCCACGGGGCAGGCAUGAUGAGGUGCUCAUCCUGCAGUGGGGCCAAGCGCAAAGCCAAGCAGCCGCGGAGGUGCCAGGUGUGCUCGGGCUCAGGUAGGAGGAGGUGCAGCACGUGCUCGGGCAGGGGGAACAAGACCUGUGCCACCUGCAAGGGGGAGAAGAAGCUGCUGCACUUCACCCAGCUUAUCAUUACGUGGAAGAACAGCCUGUUUGAGUUUGUGUCUGAGCACCAGCUGAACUGCCCUGGGGAGCUGCUUGCUAAGGCCAAAGGAGAAAACCUCUUCAAGGACGAGAACGUGGUGGUGUACCCCAUCGUGGACUUUCCCCUGCGGGAGAUCUCUCUGGCCUCGCAGAGGGGCAUCGCUGAGCACAGUGCCAUGCUGGCCUCCCGUGCCCGCAUCCUGCAGCAGAGGCAGACCAUUGAGCUGAUCCCCCUCACAGAAGUUCGUUACUGGUACCAAGGAAAGACUGACGUCUACUACAUCUACGGAACCGACCACAGAGUGUACGUGGUGGACUACCCUGAGCGGUACUGCUGUGGCUGUACCAUCAUCUGACCAUGGCUGCAGCUGUCCCCAGAGCCCAUCAUUCCAGAAGGAACAGCCAAGAUCUUUGAGUUCACUCCUCUUUAGUUGCAUUGAACAAUCCUUUACAAAUCCUGGCAUAUCCUUCCAGAGAAAUUAGCCAUGACUCUUUACUGAGCU
This is a messenger RNA of Loxodonta africana (African savanna elephant), 1299 nucleotides long. It is a transcript of the gene SSUH2, whose product is annotated as ssu-2 homolog. Lineage: Eukaryota; Metazoa; Chordata; Mammalia; Proboscidea; Elephantidae. The record is from RefSeq and is a predicted model, not a curated record. The transcript is spliced from 12 exons. Gene Ontology annotation, molecular function: heat shock protein binding. The coding region runs from base 1 to 1152 and encodes 383 amino acids.